Trichobilharzia szidati is the source of this 279-nucleotide messenger RNA. NCBI's taxonomy places the organism in Eukaryota, Metazoa, Platyhelminthes, Trematoda, Strigeidida, Schistosomatidae. The record is from the annotation of a GenBank genome assembly.
AUGCAAUUGCUACAAAAAAUGAAGAAAUAUCAACAACAGUAUAAAACAAUGCAUGUAAACAGAAGUCGUCAAAGUGUAUCGAAAUCACUGUCAUGUGAGGUACAAUAUGCCUUUAAUUUGCAUGUGUUUAAAGUUUUUGAUUUCUAUCAACUUUUAAAGCAUACUCAGUUAGGCACACUGUCUAGAUUUAUCGAACCAGAAGAGUGGAGUAAAAGUGAUCCUAAAUGGUCGACAAGUACACUGACUUUUCCUUUUAUUCCACUUUCAAAUUAUGCUUAG